Molecule: messenger RNA, 2433 nt
Organism: Charadrius vociferus (killdeer)
Lineage: Eukaryota; Metazoa; Chordata; Aves; Charadriiformes; Charadriidae
Gene: GBA2
Product: glucosidase, beta (bile acid) 2
Exons: 17
Biological process (GO): central nervous system development; carbohydrate metabolic process; glucosylceramide catabolic process
Cellular component (GO): membrane
Molecular function (GO): glucosylceramidase activity; beta-glucosidase activity
Source: RefSeq, a predicted model, not a curated record
AUGGGGACAUGGAGGUGGAAGAGCAAGGAUCAUGUCCCUGGAGCAGCAUACUUCAGGUGGUGGUACAAGAAGACCCGCAUAGAGAAGAAAUCUGCCUUCAUUGACCUGUUGUGUGCCGUUCCUCUGCAGCAGAUCUAUGGGUGCCCGCUGGGCGGCAUCGGGGGAGGCACCAUCACCCGUGGCUGGCGGGGUGAGUUCUGCCGCUGGCAGCUGAACCCUGGCAUUUAUCACUACGAAACAGUCAUCGCCGACCAGUUCACGGUGUCCCUGCGUUGCAAAGGGCAGACGGUUUACCAGCAGGUCUUGUCUGUGGAGAGACCCGGCACUCUUCAGGGCUGGAACUGGGGCUACUGUGGCCACUAUGCCUUCUACCAUGCCCUGUACCCCCGUGCCUGGACCGUCUACGAGCUCCCAGGGCAAAAUGUGGUGCUCACGUGCCGCCAGGUCUCUCCUGUCAUCCCCCAUGACUAUAAGGACUCCAGCCUGCCAGUGGGAGUGUUCAUCUGGGAGGUGGAGAACGGCAGGGACGAGGAAGUGGAUGUCUCCAUCAUGUUCAGCCUGCAGAACGGCAUGGGGGCGAAGGAGGACAGGAGUGGAGGCCACUGGAACGAGCCCUUCGCCUUUGAGAAGGAGGGCGAGCGGGUUGCUGGAGUCCUGCUGCACCACUGCACGCGUGUGAACCCCUUCACCUUCGCCAUCUCUGCCCGGGAGAAGGCUGGCACGGGAGUCACCCACCUCACGGCGUUCAAUCCCGCGGGAUCGGGUAGGGAGGUGUGGCAGGACCUCCUGCAGGACGGCAGGCUGGAUUCCCCUGCUGGUAAAAGCAACCCGACAGAGAAGGGAGAGGUGACGGCGGCAGCAGUGUGUGCCAGCUGCAGGGUGCCUGCCCGGGGACACAGGACGCUGGAGCUGGCCCUGGCUUGGGACAUGCCCCGUGUUCACUUUGGCUCCAAGGAGAAGCUUCAUCUCAGGCGGUACACCCGUUUUUUUGGCAGCGGAGGUGAUGCUGCUCCUGCCCUGUCGCAUUACGCCCUGACGCACUAUGAGGAGUGGGAGAAGAAGAUCGAAGCGUGGCAAAAACCCAUUCUGGAGAACAGCCAGCUGCCUUCCUGGUACAAGUCGGCCCUCUUCAAUGAGCUGUACUUCGUGACGGAUGGGGGGACCAUCUGGGUGGAGCUGCCCCCGGACUGCUGCGCUGAGGACCUGCAGGGGCCGGCGGGGGCUGCCCCCUCCCACCUCCUCCCUGUCCUGCGGGAGUACGGAAGGUUUGCUUAUUUGGAAGGCCAGGAGUACCGGAUGUACAACACCUACGAUGUCCACUUCUACGCCUCCUUUGCUCUCGUCAUGCUGUGGCCCAAGCUGCAGAUCAGCCUGCAGUAUGACAUUGCUGUCACGGUGGUGAACGAGGACGUCCAGCCCCGGCAGUACUUGAUGUGUGGUCAGACAGCCCAGGUGAAGCUGAAGAACGUGGUGCCGCAUGACAUCGGGGACCCAGCUGAUGAGCCGUGGCAGCGUGUCAAUGCCUACCUGAUGCAUGACACAGCCGACUGGAAGGACCUCAACCUGAAGUUUGUGCUGCAGGUGUACCGUGACUACUACCUGACACACGACUCCCUCUACUUGCGGGACAUGUGGCCAGUCUGCCAGGCUGUGAUGGAGUCAGAGCUGAAGUUUGAUACGGAUAACGAUGGGCUCAUUGAAAAUGGUGGCUUUGCUGACCAGACAUACGAUGCAUGGGUGGUAAAUGGACCCAGUGCGUACUGCGGUGGGCUGUGGCUGGCAUCUGUUUGCGCCAUGGCUGCCAUGCUCCUGCCUCAUGGGGUGGAGUGUAGGGACAGCACGUGUGAGCUGGGGUCAUAAACUAGGGAUUUAAAAAUGUUUCCUGUCAUCUUUCCAGGAAAAUACUACAACUAUGACAGCAGUGGGAGUGACACCUCCAGCAGCAUCAUGUCAGACCAGUGCGCCGGGCAGUGGUUUCUCGGGGCUUGUGGUCUGGACCAAGGGGAGUUUGAGGUCUUCCCGAAGAGUCACGUUGUCAGUGCACUCAAGACCAUCUUUGAGAAGAACGUCAUGAGCUUUGCUGGUGGCACCAUGGGAGCGGUGAAUGGCAUGAGACCCGAUGGGGUGCCCGACACCUCCAGUGUGCAGUCCGAUGAGGUGUGGAUUGGUGUGGUCUAUGCCUUGGCUGCCACCAUGAUCCAGGAGGGUUUGGUGGAGGAAGGCUUUCGUACAGCAGAGGGCUGCUACCGGAUGGUUUGGGAACGGCUGGGCAUGGCUUUCCAGACACCGGAGGCCUAUCGGGAGAAGAAAGUCUACCGCUCGUUGGCUUACAGGCGGCCCCUUAGCAUCUGGAGCAUGCAGCUGGCCCUGGAGCGCAGAGCCGGCCAGGCAGCAGCACCCGAGCAGCCCUCCCAGGUCCCCGUCCACCCUUGA